Haemorhous mexicanus (house finch) is the source of this 3356-nucleotide messenger RNA. Its product is annotated as NF-X1-type zinc finger protein NFXL1-like. The transcript has 3 exons. The coding region runs from base 495 to 3356 and encodes 953 amino acids. Lineage: Eukaryota; Metazoa; Chordata; Aves; Passeriformes; Fringillidae. The record is from RefSeq and is a predicted model, not a curated record.
GGCUGCCGGGGAAGGCCGUGCCUGGGAGGAAAAAUUGGGGUGGGAAGAGCCAGGCAGAUUUUGUGGGAAAAGCAGCCACGGCAGAGCCUUUCCUUGGGGAGGUUUUCCAGCACAGAGCUGCCCCUGGUGUCCUCUGGAUGAGGGCAGGGUGUUCUGAAGCCUUUUUGGGUGAAAUCAGGGAGGGAAUGGGAAAGGUUCAUCCUGAACCAAGGGGAGGUGUGGGCAGGUGGAGGCUUCAGACCUUGCAGAAAACCUAAAGGAGCCCAAACAAUUUUUCCUUCCUGUUUUGAGAGGAAGCUGCUUGAAAACAGCUACAAAUUUGUCUAAAACGCUUUCAUGUGGAGUCACUUCCUCACCUCCCGGCUGUUUUCCCAGUUCAGGACUGGGUGGAAAAAGGAUGAUGGAAUUCUGUUUAUAGACCGGCCUGGAAUGUUUCUCACACUUUUCAAAUUUUAUCCCUAUCCUGCUUCCAGCCUCCCCCCUUCCCCCCAAGAAUGCGCCGCGCCACCGGCUGCCCGCUGAGCCAGAUCUGCAUCCCCCCUCCCGCCGUCCUGGUGAGGAGCUUCCCGGUGAGAUCCAGCCCGGAUCCCUGCGGCACCACCGGCUUCCCGUGCCUCCCUCCCGGCAGCAGCCCCUGCUGCUACCCCGGCACCACCACCUUCGUCAGCCUGGGGAGCCUGGCCCAGGCCGCCGGCUGCGCCAAGCCCUGCGGCCUCGUGGCCACCACGUGCGUCCCCCCGUGCGGCCAGGGCGUGGCUGAGUGCACCACGAGGUGCAGGAACCCCUGCUGCUGCUGCUGGGUGACCGAGAGCUGCGCCAGGAGCCAGGACUGCUGCCAGGAGGUGGCCAAGCGCUCCACAGGCACGUGCCAGGAUCCCUGCUGCCAGGAGGUCACCAAGUGUGUCACCACGUGCCAGGAUCCCUGCCGCCAGGAGGUCACCAAGUGUGUCACCACGUGUCAGGAUCCAUGCCGUCAGGAGGUCACCAAGUGUGUCACCACGUGUCAGGAUCCCUGCUGCCAGGAGGUCUCCAAGUGUGUCACCACGUGUCAGGAUCCGUGCUGCCAGGAGGUCUCCAAGUGUGUCACCACGUGCCAGGAUCCCUGCUGCCAGGAGGUCACCAAGUGUGUCACCACGUGCCAGGAUCCGUGCCAUCAAGAGGUCUCCAAGUGUGUCACCACAUGUCAGGAUCCAUGCCGUCAAGAGGUCUCCAAGUGUGUCACCACGUGCCAGGAUCCCUGCUGCCAGGAGGUCACCAAGUGUGUCACCACGUGCCAAGAUCCCUGUUGUAAGGAAGUGACCAAGUGUGUCACCACGUGCCAGGAUCCAUGUUGUAAGGAAGUGACCAAGUGUGUCACCACAUGCCAGGAUCCAUGUUGCAAAGAAGUGACCAGGUGCACCACCACGCAUGUGGAUCCCUGCUGCCAGGAGGUCACCAAGUGUGUCACCACGUGUGUGGACCCGUGUUGUAAGGAGGUCUCCAAGUGUGUCACCACGUGCCAGGAUCCGUGCCGUCAAGAGGUCACCAAGUGUGUCACCACGUGCCAAGAUCCCUGUUGUAAGGAAGUAACCAAAUGUGUCACCACGUGCCAAGAUCCCUGCUGCCAGGAGGUCACCAAAUGUGUCACCACGUGCCAAGAUCCCUGCUGCCAGGAGGUCACCAAAUGUGUCACCACGUGCCAAGAUCCCUGCUGCCAAGAGGUGUCCAAGUGCACCACAACAUGCCAAGAUCCAUGUUGCAAGGAAGUGACCACGUGUACCACGUGUGUGGACCCGUGUUGUCAGGAGGUGUCCAAGUGUGUCACCAGGUGUGUGGACCCGUGCUGUCAGGAGGUCACCAGGUGUGUCACCACGUGUGUGGACCCGUGUGGCAAGAAAGCCCCCAGGGGCCUCACGCCGUGUUACGACCCCUGCUGCAAGAAGGUGACCAAGUGGAGCAGCCCGUGGGUGAUUCCGUGGUGCAGGAAAGGCUCCAAGUCCAGCACCAGAUGUGGAGAUCCCUGUUCCAAGAAGGGAAGCAAGUCCAGCUCCAGAUGUGUGGAUCCGUGCUACAAGAAGGUGCCCAAGUGCUCCACCCCGUGCCAAGAUCCGUGCUGUGUGACCAGGUGUGACCCCAGGUGCGUGGACACGUGUUGUCAGGAGGUCACCAAGUGCAGAACCAGGUGUGUUGAUCCCUGCUGCCAGGAGGUCACCAAGUGUGUCACCAGGUGUGUGGAUCCAUGUUGCAAGGAGGUCACCAAGUGCACCACCAGGUGUGUGGAUCCCUGCUGCCAGGAGGUCACCAAGUGUGUCACCACAUGCCAGGACCCCUGCUGCCAGGAGGUCACCAAGUGCACCACCAGGUGUGUUGAUCCCUGCUGCCAGGAGGUCACCAAGUGUGUCACCAGGUGUGUGGAUCCGUGUUGCAAGGAGGUCACCAAGUGCACCACCAGGUGUGUUGAUCCAUGUUGUCAGGAGGUCACCAAGUGUGUCACCACGUGCCAGGAUCCCUGCUGCCAGGAGAUCACCAAGUGUAGAACCAGGUGCGUUGACCCGUGCUCCCAGGAGGUCACCAAGUGCGUCACCACGUGCCAAGAUCCCUGCUGUGUCACCAGAUGUGCCACCAGGUGUGUCGAUCCCUGCUGCCAGGAGGUCACCAAGUGUGUCACCACAUGCCAAGAUCCCUGCUGCCAGGAGGUGACAAAGUGCACCACCACCAGGUGUGUCGAUCCCUGCUGCCAGGAGGUCACCAAGCGCGUCACCACGUGCCGGGAUCCCUGCUGUGUCACCAGAUGUGCCACCAGAUGUGUGGACCCAUGCUGCCAGGAGGUCACCAAGCGCGCCACCAGAUGUGUUGAUCCCUGCUGCCAGGGUGUCACCACGUGUGCCACCAGGUGCGUGGAUCCCUGUUGCCAGGGGGUGACCAGGUGCCAAGAUCCCUGUUGUGUCACCAGAUGUGCCACCAGGUGUGUGGACUCCUGCUGCCAGGGAGUGACCACCUGCCAAAAUUCCUGCUGCCAGGGAAUGACCACCUGCACCUCCACCUGCCAGGACCCCUGCUGCCAGGGAGUGACCACCUGCCCCACCACCUGCCAAAGUUCCUGCUGCCAGGGAGUGACCACUUGCACCUCCACCUGCCAAAAUUCCUGCUGCCAGGGAAUGACCACCUGCCGCACCACCUGCCAGGACCCCUGCUGCCAGGGAAUGACCACCUGCUCCACAACCUGCCAGGACCCCUGUUGCCAGGGAUGCCGUGGAGGUGUCCAGGUUGUCACCAGGUGUGCCGACUCCUGUCCCACCACCUGCGUCACCCAGACCUGCCCGGUGUGCGGCCAGCGCUGCUCUGUCUCGGGCUGCCCCAAAUUCCGGGCUCGCUGA